AUGACAUUUACGAGCAUAUUUCCCUGUAACUCACGAAUUGUCAUUUUCCUAUUUUUUUACCUUGUAAAUUUAUCUUUUAGUUUCAUUAAAAAUGAUUUUAAUAAAUCUUUUAUUAUCUCUCAGAAUUUUCCGUCUGACGACUCUCCAAACAACUUUGGCACAUUUAAUGUUACUCCGUUGUGUGCCAACAGGUAUUCUCGGAAUAGUCCAGAAAUGGACUUGUUAAUCUCAAGUAUAAACAAUCCUUCGUGGAUUCACGGGCCGUUGUAUAGUAACCGUCCCUACACGGAGAACCAAAUUCACAAGCUUAUGGAAUCUCUAUUGAAGCGUAAGAUCCACAUUAAUGAUCUUAAACGUGUGUUUUACAGGCCAGUGAUUAGGGAAGGAGAUUACUAUGACACUGAGCAUAUUUUCGUUCCGCCGUUCAGACCUGACCCUCACACUUCAACACCCGUUGAUCCAUUGGGUAAGCGAGGUUAUUUAAGGGACCCGUUUGAUAAACCUUAUUUCGCCAAGGAUCCCUUUGCUAAGCUCAGAACAACGCCGAAGUCACGAGACGGUUUAGAAAUAGUUGGCAGGGACAUACCAUUUAUCAAGGACGGCAAAGUGUGCAUAGAGAAGCAAAAGUACAGUUUAGAAGAUGUUUUAGCACAGACUUUGGUGUCUGCACUGCUGGAAGCGGAGGAGAUUACCAAGUUCAAGUCUAAAAUUGUAAAGGUACCAACACAACAUCCGAGGGUACUGAGGGACUCUGAUAACUCCAAAUUAGUCCGUGGAGACUCUGACGACUUCAAAUUAGUCCGUGGGGACUCUGAUGACUCCAAAUUAGUUCGUGAGAUCCUGAAUGACAUUGUUGUUUUCAAUAAAGGCACGCCGUUUUAUAUACCAAAUGUCGAUAAGGAAAAGUUUGAAACAGCGCCAGGCUAUGAUUAUCAAAGCUUCGAUAGGAAACUCGCUCGUAACAUGACACUACUACAAGAACUUGAAAAUAACACAAACUUCUCCACUCUAUUCAGAGACAUAUUAAACCUUCAAGAGGAAAGGAGUAUGGAUCUGUGGACUCAGUACCUGAGUAACCCUUUACUGUCAUAUUUGUAUAAAUAUUCUAACGAGGAUAAGAUUAGCAAGUUACCACCUGAUGAAGUCAUGGCUGAUGACCUGUACAUGAGCAUUCAUCUCUACAAACAUAAAUACCUCAAAUCUCUCGCCAUUAAACGACAAUACGAACUCCUCAACCAAUACAUCAAAUUCAAUUUGAAGAGGAAGAGUACUUUGAAGGUGAUGCCGUAUUGGAUAUGGCGUGAGUAUUGGUACGACAGGGAAAAUUUUUACAAUUCGAAUUUGUAUGAAGUCUUGAGAGAAAUCGUGAUAACUGACCCGAGAAUCGACCUGGGUAAAGUAACUGAGGGAAUAUUUGACUAUACAAAUCCAGUAAAAAGGCUCAACACUUUCAACGUAUUAUCCAGGCCAAGUGUUAAUAAUAUUAACAAAUAUAUCAACUACGCCAUUGACAAAUACGGCCAAAUCUCGCCCAAAAUUGAUCAAAUUAAACACCUCAUCAAUUCGUAUUCCAAGGAUAAAUUAGAACCAAUUGAUCCCUUUUACAACACAAACACUAUUAAUAUGAACGACAUCAUCGAUAAACUCGUUCAAGACUAUACGAAAAACGAUGUUAUGAGUACUGUAGACAGUCUGGAUAGACCUGGGAGUGGUGGUGAUCAAGUGUCGAAUGACCCCGUGUUAGCACCUGACCCUGUGUUAUCACCUGACCCUGUGUUAUCACCUGACCCUGUGUUAUCACCUGACACCGUAAAGGAAUCCGUAACGGAAUCCGUAAAGCUGGAUAAAAACCUGUUAGGCUAUGAGUUUAGAAAUAUCUUAAGUAGUAAAAACUUUGAAGAAGCGUAUAAAAAGCAUAAUAUGAAAUACUUUGGUACGCCAGACUACAGUAUUAAGCUGGGCCAACUUGUUAAAGGCAAAGUGUUCAAAGUACUCAAAGAUAAAGUAAUCGUCGACAUCCACGCACACACUCUCGCAGAAUUAUCACUACGUAACUUCUUCCACUCACCCGCCGAAGUUCCCAUGGGUGGAUUUACGAUGUUGUUUAAGGCUGGAGAUGAGUUAAUUUUUGAGAUUAUUGAGUUGUAUGACCACAAAAUCGAGGUGUCCCUCAAGAAAAUCAGGCAGUUCCACAAGUACCGAAAAAUACUCGAAAACAAACACAACGUCUUCCUCGCCAAAGUACUACAACGGUACCAAAACGGGAUUCUCGUACAGUACACUGAGAAUACUAUUAAUACUAUUGACACUGAGAAUACUAGUGCCACUACUGACACGGCUGAAUCUGGUAAUACUACUGACAAAAGUGCUACUGAAAACGUCACGGUGGAUGUAUCGAAUACGGGCUUUGUGAAACUGAAGGACUUGUUAGAUAAGUAUAAGAAUAAGAGGGACGUGGUUGACAUGAACUUGGUGGGCCAGGUGAUCCCAGUAACAUUUUCAGAAUUUUUUCACGUGCACAACGUGCCCUCACUGAGUAAUAAAGACGCCCUUAAGAAAUUACAAGUUAUUUACCUCAGAGAGGAUGAUAUCAUCAAAGGACUCGUCAUCAAAUCCACGCCAUACUACCUCAUUCUCAAGUUUGGGAAUUUGCGGGGAUAUUUGUAUGUGAAUGACAUGAAUAGUGAGACGUACAAACAACACCUCAUCACCACUCCCAGAAACAUCAUCGCCCAAGUCAAAUACAUCAACUACCGUGACGGUUAUGUAAUGUUGAGUAAUAAUGACGUAUAUGAGUUGAGUGAGGAUAAAUUAAUGAGGACAAAUGAGUUUUUAGCGGAGUUUAACAAGUACUCUCUUGAGCAAAACCUCGAACAUUACCGAAAAUUCAUGGCUAAUUACACACACCACAAACCAACCACAACCUACACCGACACCGAACAACUAGUCGAAUGGUAUCUCUACUAA
Molecule: messenger RNA, 2967 nt
Organism: Theileria parva strain Muguga
Lineage: Eukaryota; Apicomplexa; Aconoidasida; Piroplasmida; Theileriidae
Product: putative integral membrane protein
Exons: 6
Coding region: 1-2967 (988 amino acids)
Molecular function (GO): nucleic acid binding
Source: RefSeq, a predicted model, not a curated record